AAUGGUGGUCAUCCAGCAAUAAUGGGGUUUAUAUUGGCUGAUAGGGCUAGAGAAAUGGCUGCUGCAACACCUCUUGUACGGAAAGAAGCACUAUGUGCUCACUAUGCCUGGGUGUUUGGGACAGAUGAUUUCCUACGUCCUGUAGAUUAUAGAGAAUAUAAUUGGAUGGCAGAUCAGUAUUCUGGCGGAUGUUACAGUUCAGUGAUGCCCCCAAAUGUCAUAACAAAAUAUGGAAGAUGUUUGUGGGAGCCAGUUGGUCGUGUAUAUUUUGCUGGUACACAGACUGCCACUAUGUGGCCAGGAUAUAUGGAUGGUGCUAUACAAGCAGGAGAAAGGGCAGCUAACCAGAUUCUCUACGCAGAUGGUAAAAUUUCAUCAUAUGAAAUAGAUACAGUUGAACCUGAAUCACAAGACUACCCAGCAAAACCAAUUCCCUUCAGUUAUAUAGAACAUUAUCUUCCCAGCAACACGGCAGUUCUACGAUUUGGUAUAGCUAUCACGUUAGGUUUUUUCGGAUUUAGUGCAUAUGUGUUUUUCUUCAGCUGGAAAGGUGCAUUAUUUUGGAAGUGGUUCCAAUGGAAGUAUGAUCUUGAUGAAAAAGACAUGUGGAAGUUGUCCAAAUAUUUUAAAAUACCAUCUCGAUUUUACAGGCAUGUUAAAAAUUAGAUUUGACAUGUUUAUUGGGAUUAUAUGUUGCAAUUUUUUUUGGUUUCAUAUAUUACAUCAAAAUGUCAAACUUUUAAUAUUUAGAAUGAUUACUUUGAAACAACAUGAUUUAUUAUUUAUGGAAAAUUUUAUAUGUUUGUAAAAAAAAGAAAUAAAAAUCUACCUUAUGUACUAAUUAUGUACAUGUGUCUCACAAUAAUCUUCUGUUAAAACCAGAAUAAAUCUGAACCUUUAAUGUGGUUCAUUCAAGGCAUAGUUUUGAAAUAUCUAUUUGUUGAUUUAGUUUAUGAAUGUUUUUUAACCUAUACACAUUACUUUAUAUACAUCUAUGUAGAUUUUAUACUUGUCGAGAGGUCUCCAAUGUUUGCUUGAUGAGAGGCCAAGUAAAUUGAAUUGCUUUUGCAACGAAAUUUUUAUUGGUUUUCUUUUAGUAAAUAUACACUUUCUGUUUCCUAAUAAAUUUAUAUCUUUGUUU
This is a messenger RNA of Ruditapes philippinarum (Manila clam), 1141 nucleotides long. Its product is annotated as amine oxidase [flavin-containing] B-like. Gene Ontology annotation, molecular function: oxidoreductase activity. The transcript is spliced from 4 exons. Bases 22 to 666 code for a protein of 214 amino acids. The record is from RefSeq and is a predicted model, not a curated record. Lineage: Eukaryota; Metazoa; Mollusca; Bivalvia; Venerida; Veneridae.